AUGGGACGAAGCAAAGCUGCACGGCCUUCCGGAAGCCAAGGAUGGAACGACAACAAAUGGCAAGGACAAGGCGGAUGGCGACAGCAGCCCUCCUCAUCGCAGCAGCGAUGGGACUGGGGCCGGUCCAAGUGGGACAAGGACGAGGAGCCCGAGUUCCCGACGUACACCAUGAUGGCCGAGGACAAGCACCAAAAGGAAGCGGCGACUGGCAGCGAGGGAUCGGACGGCAAGAAGACAGGGCUUGCCGGUGGAUUUCAGAAGCUCCUCACCACGGCGAGGAAGACGGAGGUCCGCAUGAGAAAAGCGGAGGAGGAACGUGCCAGUGCCCAGGCCAGAUGGCAAAAGUUCCAAGAGAAGCUGCAGCGGACUUUUGUCAAAGAGCGGCUGCAGUUCCACAAGGACAUGACAAGGCUGGACACGGAGCUCCAGGAGUUGCAGGAAUCGCAACGAACUGCCUACCAGGACCUCCAGACGGCGAUCGCGCACCCGGAGACCCUCAUGGUGGCCAAGCCCGAGACCGAGCCCAUUCCGUCGGACAUCGCCAACGAAUGGGAUCAGCUCUUGGCAGCCUGCGACGAGCCAAAGGACGAGUCCAUGGUAGAAGCUCUGGCGGCACAGCUUGGGCGCAAGCUCCAAGGCAUUCUGGCGCCGCGUACCCCCGCCAGAACGACGGUUGCCAGAGGCUCGCCGAUGACUCCCCCGUGCACUACCAGAGUUGGGCCGAGACUUGCGGUGGACCAGAUGAUGGAGAAGGCGAUCGCUGCGGCGCGAGGGGCAACUGGACACGAGGGAGAGCUCAUCGCCGACCCCUACCUGACGUCGCCGAGUACGAAUACAGGCCGGCCAUCUCCCGUCUUGGAGACCCGCAAGAUAAAGGGAAGCACGCCGCGACAAGGAAUCAAGCUCAAAGGCCGCCGUCCGAUUCCAACGCCGAAGAGGGGGACCACCUUGGCGGCAAAACUGGAAGCGGCGAGAUCCAGGGCGGCGACUCUCGAGGAAGAGGAUGCGGAGAUCCUGUCCGACGAGGAGGACGAGGAGGUUGCUCUUGCCGCGCUGUCGACAAAAGCUGCGGAGCGUGCGGGCAAGGGCUCCGGUGCCUACGGGAUCCACACAGCCGAGCUCAUGCUCCCUGCCUACCUCGGGGGUGUGUCACGACGACUUUGUCAACGGCAAGGUCACGGGACCCCCACGAAUGAUGCGGUGGAGUGGGUGAAACCGGGGCUGCGGAUUGCCCCAUAUCAGCCGGGCGACUCAGCAUGGAACAGAAGGGACUACUGCGAGAUGGACAAGUUGGACGUGACGGGCACGCCACGGCAUUUUCUUCCGCAGCAAUAUCGUGGGCCUCAACUGGUGGACGCAGCAGAGCUACUUGCAGUGGGGCCUCCUCAGCACGACCCCUGCAUGCUAGGGGAAGACAUUACUUCUCGGCGGCUACAUCAGCGGCUAUGUCACGGGCCUCUCAUGGAGAAGGCGACGGAGCCACGUUCACCUGGGCUUUCUCGGUAUGUCCCAGAAAAUUUCGGUCAGGACUCAGCAUUGAACAGAAGGGUCUAUGACGUCUUGGAUCUGCUGGAACAGUGGGGGUCUGGUCUUGGAUAUAGAUUCAGCCAGAUAGCCGACAUAUUGCAGCAGUGGUCUGCCGGCUGUCUUCUUACUCAUUUGGCGAUUUGCCUCACUUCCACCUUCUUCUUCGGCUUCUCUGGACUGGGAGGCAAGGCGGCCAGGAAAUGGAGUUUUGGAGGUACACCAGGCAGGCUCUGCUACACCCUCGGCAUCAUUGCUAUGGUCGGAGACUCCCUGGUUCCGACUCAGGCGGUCCGGCGCCGCGCUACAGCGCGCCUGCCGCACUCGACUGAUCUGGAGAUGUGGCUCUCGGGUCAAGACACAAUCCGGGAGCAGCUUGCCGCAGCGGAGCAACGCUGGGCACUGACACGCCCCCUUCAACACUCAGGGGGGGAGGCUCCUCCGCGGGUGUAUACUACAUCGCCCCCAGGAGAAUUUCUUGAGCCGGAACUUCCCACUAUGGCCGAAGUAACCUUGCAUGUUACUCUUUGGCUGGCGGCGGUGUACUAUCAAUCCGAGAUUGUUGACCUGGAGAUCCCUAGGCCCUUCACGGUCCCAAUGCUCACGGAUGCUCUGCGCCAGGCCUGCUCGGUCACUCCUGAUGAAUUUGACGAGCUCCUCCCGACUGUCCCACAACUGGGAGAUUUCCACGGGAGCUUCAUAGCGCAGCCGGCGUGGAUGCGAGGCUCGGACAAAACCACAAUGGUGAUGGAUGCGCGGGAGUUAGGUGGCACGGUGUAUGCCUUCUACCUAUCGGGUCGGCUCAAUCACGCUGGCCUCCUCCACAGCCUUCCGGAGUUCCAAGACGUCGAGCUGGACUUCUAUCUGUACGGCAGGACCACCCCACUAGAAUUGGGGCACACCGCGGAGGCCCGCCCAGGAGGAGUAGUCAAAGCGGUGCUGAGUGGAAGGUACUGCCGGUGGUCAGAUAUGUUGGAGGCACGACUGGAUCGCCCCACGCGAUGGAACCCGAACUUCGACCCCCCGACCCAGCUGGAGGGCCUCUAUUCCGUCUACCAGACCACCGACGAUCAAGUCAUCGAGGAGAUCGACGACCUGGAGUACCGAGACCAAAGUGAAAUUGCCCAAGAAGCUCUUGGGCUUGAAGAUGAACAUGUGACGAUCUUCCAGCCGACCGGCCGCAUCCCUCGCCUGGCACACGGUGGCCGCACAAUCUACGACCAGAUUGCUGUGAUCGAAACCCGUACGAUGCCGGAGCAGGAGUACCUGAUCAUCUUUGCGGACCUGCGGCCCCUUGGAUGCUUCCCUCAGUGGAUACAGCUGGAGACUAAUAUUUUUGCUCCAUCCUCCUAUGUCAGUGACCUCCAGCUUGCUGGCACGGACGGCUGGACUGUUGUAGUGGUUGGAGGAGAACGGCUGGGCCAAGACAGGCUCAAGGUCCAGCACCUGGAGACACUGGUGUUCAGUCUACAACCGCCCGGCUCCACUACCAGUGAGGAAGAGACUGCAAGCAGCGAGGCCAGCUCCUCCACCUACGACGCCAUCCCGCACUCCAGCGACUUCAGCAGCACCACGCCCCCGGGCCCAAAUGACCCGCGACGUGGGCCGCCGCCUCCUAGACCGGUCAAUAGGAGCCGCUCGCCACGUCGAGGAGGCGAGCGGAACGAGCAGUUAACUGAUGGCACCCCCUCUGCCCCAGACGAAGGUGAAGCACGUACCAUACAACUCCACGCAAUGGUGGGGCCGCCGUGCUAUGACAUGACACAAAACUGUGUCAGCUUCCCCCACAAAGCCUGUGACGUCCGCCGACUACUGGAGAGAUGGCCGACGACCUAUGGGCGCACUGACUUUGAGGGAGUCGAGUUUAAGGAGCCGACGAACGCGGCCCUAUCGGACCUCCGCCCUCGAAAUGAAGUUUGGCGAGGCCUACGCGACGGGGAGCUCCCAGAGUUGCACAUCUAUACAGAUGGCUCCUGGGCCGAGACGCAGGGCCUGGGGGGCUUUGCGAUGAUAGCUCUCCUCGUGACAGCAAGCGCCACAGCAUUAUAUUCGACGCUGGGGGCCCAAACACAUGGAAAUCUGGACUGCCCGUGGGCAUUCGAAGCAGCGCCAGCACUCAAGAACGAGCAGAUAGCUAUUGCUACCUCGCUGCUCUGGCUUCUCCAGGGAUGCAACUACAUGCACUUCGGCCAGAUCCUCAUUUUCUUCGACUGCUAUGCGGCUGGAUGGCCGGCGGAUGGCACAUGGAGCCCCAUAAACCGGUUCUCGGAACAGACAAGAGCCAUCGAGCAGUUCCUGCGCCGACUGCUCAAGGCCCCGAUUAAGUUUGUCCACGCCAAGGCCCAUGCUGGAAACCCGUUCAAUGAAAUGGCGGAUGUCCUGGCGGGGCUGGUGGCCAAGAACACACUGGAACUGGUGGCACCGCCUGCUGAAGUCUGUACUCUCAUGCAACAGGGAGACUUUCAAUGGCUACCCCACCUAUUCGAUGAUGCUGUACUACCUGUUCGUGGUGGCCAGGGCUUUGUUUGGGAGGAUGGCAAAACAUGGGCGAGACCCGCCCUACGGCCGGACCAGCUCAUCCCCACGAAGACCUCUGGAACCUCCAAGGACGGCGGCACCAUUGAGACAAAACUACUGUGCCUCAAUGCACAAACCCUCAGCGGGAAAUGUCGGUACUACGAAGACCAGCUCGACAGCCUCGGCUACAACAUAGCCUGUUUUCAGGAAACCAAGAGCGCAGCCGGACUCUGCGCAAGCAAACGUUUCCUGCGUCUGGCAGCGAGCUCGGACAAGUACUGGGGUACGGCAGUAUGGAUCAGCAAAACCAGGGGCCUCUACAGUUGUGGGGGCAAGCCGGUCCGGGUCCAAGCUGAGGAUAUCCAUGUUGUCCAUGAAUCCCCCAGACUGCUUGUCCUGGCGAUUCGAACCACCGAAGGGCAGGUGGUAGUUGCCUCGGGCCACUGCCCGCAUGCAGCCCAGCCCCAGGAAGCAGUAAACUUCCUCUCUCGACUACAAGAACUUCUAUGGCCGUACCGUGGAGCUAUGGCCAUCUUCCUCGGCAUUGACCUGAAUGGCCGAGUACCCUUGGGCCAUGCAGGUGUGACAGGCGACCUUAGCCAUGGCGAGGCCGAUGACAAUGGCAGAGGCAUGCUCGUGGCUGCCAGAGCUGUCAACCUCUGGCUGCCCUCCACCUACAGCGACUUCCACGUUGGCCCGACCACCACCUACAGGCAGGCCAAUGGAGCCGAGCAUCGUAUUGACUACAUCGGCGUCGGCGGGACCAUGGAGAUCAAUGAGGUAUGCAGCUGGGUAGAGGAGGAGUUUGACACGGCCAACCCCAACGAGGACCACUCCGCUAUUGCAUUGGAUGUCACUGCGGCAACGACAGCCACCAGUGGAAGGAAGCGCUUGCACAGAGUGCGGUAUGAUGCUGACAAAAUGCUGACAAAACAGGGGCGGGCUAUCAUUGCCGAGGGCCUGCGGGCAUACUCCCCACCAAGCUGGGAGGUCCACCCCGAUGACCACUGCCAGCACCUCCAGGACUAUCUUCACGCACUCAUGCAAGAGCACUUUGCUCGGGCGGAGGACGGCCCGGGAGCCACCUACAUCACCCAAGAGACUUGGGAGCUACGGCGCAGGAAGCUUGGGCUUAAACACAGAGCCCGCCACCGACGCGACCUCUGGUCCACGCUGCUCCUUCGGGCCUUCCUACAAUGGCGAAACCGCGAUGACUACGACGUGGUUGCUUUACUUUCCAAGCAGGCGAUCCUCUAUGAUGUUGUGGCGGGUGCCGUGAAAUGGGCCACUGCCCGGAUCAAGAAAGGCAUCUACUCAGCGAAGGCAAACUACCUACAGGGCAUUGUGCAUCGAGAAGGAGACAAGGCCUGCGAUGUCCUACACAAAGCCAAGCUGGCUGGUGUUGGUGGGAGACAGGCGAGGCCCGUCUCCAGGCCACUGCCAGCCCUCAAGGACUCAACAGGAAGGAUUGCCACAUCCUGGGAAGAUAGGGACAAAAUUUGGCUCGACCACUUCGGGAAACAGGAAAUGGGCCACCUUGUCACGACGGAGACCUACCUUGGGGAGGAGAACGUGGCCAUUUGCCGUGACGAGGAGAUACCGUGGGCCCAUGAUGACCUCCCCACCCUCCUCGAAGUCGAAGAAGCCAUGCGACGGGCGUCCCGCCGCAAAGCUGUCGGACUAGACGGGCUGCCGGGCGAAGUACUAGCCGCUGCACCGGCCGAAAUGGCCCUUGCAGCCUUCCCACUCUUCUUCAAAAGCAUGGCAGCUCUCCACCAGCCUGUACAGUGGAGAGGAGGGAUUCUACAAGAAUCAUGGAAACGAGCAGGGCCCAUUGAUUGCCCACAGAACUACCGCUCGCUUUUCAUCUCCUCGCAGCUCGGAAAAUGCUACCACCGGCUCUUACGACGACGGGUGGCACCUUACGUCAGCCGGGGACUGCACGAGUUCCACCUUGGGGCCAAACAGCAAUCGCCGGUGCUCUACCCAGCAUUGUACAUUCAGGCCUUCCUACGGAGAGCCCAGCAGCUCCAUCACUCGGCGGCGGUGCUGUUCAUCGACACUACGGCCGCAUAUUAUCGGGUCAUUCGAGAGCUAUCUGUUGGACAAGUCGCAACGGACGAGGCGGUUGCAAAGGUUUUCAAGUUCUUUGACUUGUCGCCCGAGGACACCUAUGAGUUUGCAACCCUGAUCCGGGAGGGUGGCAUGAUGGGCGAUGCGGGCAUUCCGGUGGCAUUGAGGCACAUGGCCAAGGACCUCCUGCACCGAUCGUGGUUCAUCACGCGCCACGGCUCAGACACGCAGCUUUGCUGCACCCAAGCGGGCUCUCGCCCGGGGGAGACAUGGGCGGACAUUGUUUUCUCCUUUGUGCUGGGCAAGAUACUCAUGCAGAUCGUUGAGAUCGCCACGGCGGAGGAGCUGCUCACCAGCCUGGAGUACAGCCCAGACCGAGGCCCCUUUAUGGCGCAGACCCCGCCCCUGACAGGGCAGGAGCACUUGUUAGCCCAGGACUGUACCUGGGCCGACGACACGGCCAUCCCACUCUCUGAUGCUGACCCCUUGAUCCUGGUCAACAAAUCGCGCCGCCUCGCAUCCAUUGUCCUGGACUAUUUCCUACGGCACGGCAUGCAGCCAAACUUGAAGCCGAAGAAAACGGCUUUCAUCAUGGCCAUCCGUGGAAAGGGGGCACAGAAAGUGCGGCGGCAAUGCUUCGCGGAAGGAACCAACACGCUUCAUCUGCGGGACCUUGACCUCAAGGUCACCAUCGCCAGUCAGUACGUUCAUCUGGGUGGCAUUGUGAACACCGAGAUGAAGCUCCAACAAGAGGCGAGGCGACGCUUGAGCAUGGCCAAGGCUGCCUUUGACUCCGGGCGGGCCCUCCUCUACACCAAUGAGACGAUCCCCCUCAAGACCCGGGCAUCCCUCUUCAAUACCUCCAUCACUGCGACGUUCUUCAACCUUGCGCUGUGGACCACAGGAUGCUCCGCGUGGCAGAUCUUGGACGCUGGCUUCUCCCGACUUCUGCGAGGCCUGAUGGCCAAGACCUACAAAGGGGAGCUGCUAUACAAAGUUGCCACCCCAGCGGUCCACAUCAUGACUGGAGUCCCGCCGCUUGAAGCCUUGGCCAGAAAGGCGCGCAUCAGCCUCCUCUGUAGCAUGGCCAGAACCGGCCCUAGAGCCCUCUGGGCUGUGCUUCAGGCCGAAGGCGAAUGGCUUCGCGAAGUGGUUGACGACCUGCGGUGGCUGUCAAGCCAAGGGGACAACUGGCCGGCAUUGGACGCAGACAGCUGGGACAGAUGGGUCCAGCUCCUCACGGCGUCCAACGGGUGGAUCAAGCGGCAGGUGGCGCGGCGAAUCGGACGCGAAGAAGCCGCGCGACAUUUGGCCUUCCGCACCGCUAUCUGCCAUUGGGCGCUACUACGUCGCGCAAAAGCGCGCAGACACAAGGACGAGGAGAUUGGCUCGGACUGGACCUGCCGGCCCUGCGGCAGACGGCUGCGUACCAAAGCGGCACUCGGCGCCCACUUCUUCAAGGUACACCACCGAAGAGCCAAAUAUAGGGCUGUCGUCGAGGGUACUAGAUGCGAUGCCUGUGGCAAGGAAUUCUGGGCGCGGAACAAGCUCGCUGUUCACCUACGUGACAGUGCUUGGUGUGCCAAGCAGCUACACCACGCUGGCGCAAGGGCCCAGAGCAUAGCCCCGGGCAUUGGCAGUCGUGCAUGGCGUCGACAGGAGGAGGAGGACUUCACGCUCUCCGCGUCUACACAGGUGCAGGACCCGACCUACACGGAGGGAGUCAACAUCUGGGAUGCCACAAUGCAGCGGGCUUAUGCCGAACUCUGCGACAACCUGCUGACGGACGGACUACCGGCGGGCGUGGAAUACAUUGUGGCGGUGAUCCAGGCGGUCUUCAUGCGCUUUCCCCUCUACACGUACGAGAUGGCCGAGAUUGCCACACAGGUCGCCAUGGAGGCCAACGAGCUCAGGGAGGCCGAGGUCGCGGACUACUGGGACGACGAGGUCUUCAAAGGGUUGUGUGAAGCUCUCAACAACUUCGCCGCCUACCCGUGGACAAGGGAGCCUACGCCAAGUGGUGAACUGGAGACUGUCACCCUGCGUGCCUUUCUACGCGAGGUGGAAGAUGUGAAUUGGAGUUCACUACUUCCUGCGGCCCGCGACGUGACCCCCGAUGUUAGCCUGACACUGACUGAGGAUUGGGAAGUUGCUUUGUCUUCAGACAGUAGGCUAAUGGAGGUAGCAACCGUCGCCUCAUCGUACUGGGGCAUGCUGCCCGAUCAGCUGAGGGACGCCUGGGACCAUGCCCUUGACGGGCAUAAAGUACAGCUCAGA
Symbiodinium sp. CCMP2456 is the source of this 8391-nucleotide messenger RNA. Lineage: Eukaryota; Dinophyceae; Suessiales; Symbiodiniaceae. The record is from the annotation of a GenBank genome assembly.